Rattus norvegicus (Norway rat) is the source of this 1593-nucleotide messenger RNA. Lineage: Eukaryota; Metazoa; Chordata; Mammalia; Rodentia; Muridae. The record is from RefSeq and is a predicted model, not a curated record.
CGGAACCAACCCUCGCGAGAACUCACCUGCGCAAGCGCAGUGGGCACACACGUGGUGUGGUGGGUGUUAGCGGUUUGUAACCGCCACCUCACCUGCGCAGCUGAGCCUGAGCAGUGCAGUCGCUGGAGCCAGGAUCGCCGCGUGAAAAGUCAGGACCGCCAAUGCAGGGUCCAGACGAGGACGACUCAGGUGGCAGAAAGGGGCUUGACGAAGGCGGCGAGGAUGGGCGGCAUAGGCCUCAAGCUGCCGAUGCCCAUCCUAGGUCUCAGAGUUCGGCGACUGAGGUUGACCACGACAGCUCCCCGCGUCUGAAUAGCCCACAAGAUGCCCGCAGUCAGGCCGCUCCUGGCAGCUCCGGCCGGGGGAGCCCCGCAGUGUCAGGAGUGUCAGCUGAAGAGGCCGCCAUCAUUCCCCAGGACGAGCAGGUGCCACUUCUCCCUGGACCCAGCGGAGACGCUGCAACAACUACAAGUCGGCUCCUGGAGUUCUCUGUGAGAGUGCCUUUCUCUUCUGCUGUGGAGGCAGACAUGGCACGCAGGUCCCUGGUCGCCAACGCCCAGCGUCAACUCUUAAUGGUUCCACAGGAGUACACUGUGAACGACAGUAUCUUAGCUGUUAGGUGGACUACGGAAGACCCUCUUCUCUUCCGAAUUUCCAUCAACAACUUCCUUGAUCAACUCUCCCUGGUCAUGAGAAACAUUCAACACCUUCAGUUUGUGGCUUUUAAACGAAGAAGAGAAAGAAGUCGUAAUAACUGAUCUGUUACCUGCUACAAGACAAGACAGAAGCAUUUCAUGCUUUUGGUAAUGGCCACCUUGCCUUCAAAGUUCAAUGUUUUUGAUGCAUAUAUGCCUGCUGUAAGUCUCUUGAUGGGCUUGUUUCACUAUUGCUAAAGGAACAGGUACUUAAGCAUUCAUUGCCGAGCAAAAUACAGCUGACUUACUAUGUUUUGUUUGUUUAUAUGACUUUACUUUUGUAUGUCUAUGGCAGAAAGCUCUACUCUUCUUUUUUUCUUUCUUUCACGUGCGUGCUUCUGGAAGAAGUUCUGGGAUUGAGAACUUCUUGUAGUCUAAAGUAAUCUACAUUCUAAAGAUUGUUUUGGUAGUGUAAAGACAGUUUAGGAAAUGGAAGAAAAAGGCAAAUCAGUUAAGGCCAUUUAUUAAGCACUAAGUACAGUAACGCUUGAAAUAAGAAGAGUUUAAUGUGAAAAACAGUGCUUACUGUGCAAUCAGGAGAUGAGGCAGAGUAACAUUCAGCCAAGAAAAACCAAAACCAAAACUAAACACAUAAGAAAUGUGUGACUUCAUUAUCAUUGUUUUCUUUGAAAUAUCUUUGUCCCGUUCUGUCGUUGUUGUUGUUGUUUGUUUUAGAAACCUCUUCUGGUUUGGAGAGGUAGAGGAAUCAUGGGUUAAGAGCACAGGCUACACCUCAUGGGGAUAUGGGUCCUGUUCCUAGCAUGCACAUGAUGACUAACGACCCUUUGUAACUCUGUUCCAGGGGAUCCAGUGAUAUCCUCUGAACACAAGUGGUGCACAAAUACCCGUACAAAGACCCACAUGCAAAAAAUAAAAUAAAAAUUUAAUUUAAAACGUA